This is a messenger RNA of Aedes albopictus (Asian tiger mosquito), 3695 nucleotides long. RefSeq names its product interaptin. The record is from RefSeq and is a predicted model, not a curated record. The transcript has 5 exons. The coding region runs from base 537 to 3389 and encodes 950 amino acids. NCBI's taxonomy places the organism in Eukaryota, Metazoa, Arthropoda, Insecta, Diptera, Culicidae.
ACGAAGAGGAUGAUGUGAUCGUUGUGUGAGUAGUACUGCGAAGCUUCCGCCAGAAUAAGGGGGUCUGCACAGCAAGAUUGCGAUCCGGGGUCCUCAUUGCGAGUUAGACCAUCGGAAGGGAACGUUCGCGAAGAUUACCGUCGUCGUCGUAGUCGUCGGGUUAAGAUUAGAUUUCCUUUUCAGGCACAGUGGCAGAGGAAACGGAAAACGACCGUUAUGGAAUAGGCGCGAACCGCUCGGUUGUUUGUCGAGAUAGGAACAAAAGAAAGAAACGUUAGGGAAACUGAUUUUCGGAGUUUUAUGUUAUUUUUUGUUGGAAGUUUCUGUUAUGCAAUGAGUUUUUGAGAGAAGUUUUUUUUAUUUAUUCAAAUCUAUCGCACAAACGCCACAAAAGUCUAUUCAAAAGUUGAAGUGUGUUGAAUUUUCGUUUGUCGUUUCGAAUCAUUUCAAACACCAAAAAGAAAGACAGUCCACUUAGUUGUAAGGAGCCAACCGUUGUUGAAUCGAAUCCAAUCGAUUACGCAAAACCGUUACCAAUGUUUUCCAAGGCGAAACUGAAGAGAUUUAACGACAUCCCAGUCGUUUCCUCUCCGUCGCCGUUUGUUGAACCAAAGGAGAAAGAACCAACGAAAAAAUCUAAAAAGGAAGAUAAAAUCAAACUAGGAAGCAUGGACGCCGAAUCGAUCAAAACCAGUAAAAGUGCACUUAGUCUGUUCCGAACGCCAUCCCUCCCCAAACGACUGAAGUUCAAACACAUUUCGGAUCUCACACCAAAGAAGUCCAAGGAAGCCGCAGCGGAAAAGCUACGUCAACUGGAUCUGGAAUCGCCGGGAGCAAAAACGACCGAGAAGGCAGUGGAUUGCGGCUCAAAGGUUCCACCAAUCGUUCAGCUGUACAACAAAAUCGACGUGAACAAGGAAGCACUGCAGCGCACCCGCGAGGAGAAUGAAGAACUCAAAGCGCGGGUUCAGGAACUGUUGGCUGAGCGUCGGGUCGCGGAGGGUGAACAGUGCGGUGCUCUGGAGGAGAAGGAUCACCAGAUAAUGCUGUUGGAGAGGGAGUUGACCAGUAUUACCAAAGCGGACGAGCUGUUGCAGCACAUUGCCGAAGGAUGUUUGGAAAAGGUGAAGGAGAAUGAGGAAGAGAUCAAACGACUGCAUAAGGAUUACGAACGGCAGUUGGGCGAGGUUUAUGAUUCGAAGAUUGAGUUGGAGCUGAGAUUCGAAAAGUUGGAGGCUAGAUAUAAUGAACUGCAGGAUGAGCUGAUGGUAAAAGAAGGGGAGAACUUUUUGCUGAGCGAGGAGUUGCUGGCAGUGAGAGAAAUUCUGGAAGCACAUGAUGUGGAGUUGCAGAGAAAAGUCGAAGAAAUCAAGGAGAUGGAACAGAGUUUGAAUCAGUUGAUCAAAGAGGGAAAUGAUUUGAAGGAGCAGGUUAACUAUUUCCGCAUACAAUCCGAAGAAGAUAUGAUGAAGUAUGUGGAAGAGAGCCGAGUUACCAUUCGCGAGAUUGAUACGUUCAAGAAAAAGAACGAGGAGUUGUUGGCGCAAUUGACUGAGAAGAAUGCGAUUAUCGAAGAGAUGCAGGAGGAACUCAAUGAGAACCAGUUCGAGAUGGAUGAGAUCAGAGAUGAAGUUCGGAAUGACUUCAACCAGGAAUUGACGACGGUGGUUAAGAAAUAUGAACAACAAUUAGCCACGUUGAACGAAGUCAAUGAAAUGAAAAUUAGGGAAUGUGAGUCUAUUUUUGUACUGGAAAAAUCAAAGAUGAUGAAGGAGCAUGCGGACAAGAUCAAGAACAUGGAUAAGGAUCAUCAACGUGAGAUCGAACGGAUCAGCGAGCAAGCUGAGGAAAAGAUCCGCAUAGGCGAAGUCCAGAACGAAGAACGUAUGAAGGGAUUGGAACUCUCGAUUCAAACUACAGUUGCCAACGCACUGGCGAAUGAGAAGAUGCGUUGGCAGAAGGAACUGGACAAGUGCCAGAAGAUUGCCGAGACGGAGAUCAUGCAGUGCGAGUUUGAGAAGCGCGAUCUCCGGGCUCUUUGGGAGGCUUCGAAUGAGGUGAUCAAAGAACACGAGAAAAAGAUCGCAGAGCUGGAACGAAGAUUGAUUGCAGAGAUGGGUGGCAGCAACAAAACCAAAGAUGAAUACGAGAGCGAACUGAAGGAGCUGAAUAGAGAGAAUGCCAGACUGCAAACGGAGAAGUACAACUAUCAGUUGACGCUGAACAAUACUCGAUCUACAGUGAAUAUUCUGAUGGAGCGAUUGAAGAAAUCGGAUGGAGACGUAGAAACACUCAAGUCAGAACUCGAUUCGGUAACUAAAAGCAAGGCUGAAAUUGAAACUGAGAGCAACAAGCUCAGGGAAGAGAUUGAAGAGUACAAGCGAGUUCUGACAGCGCUGCGAUCGUCUUCCAGCCAACUGGAGAAAGAGAUGCGUGACAAAGAGGAAGUAUUCGAAAAGAUCAUGACUUCAGAGGAAGACGCCAUUCUGACUGUUUCACAGAUAGGAAAGUUGUUCAACGAGAAGAUGGAGGAGAGUAUUUCCCGUUAUUUGGAUAUGUAUGACGAGCUGAAGAAGAAGUAUGAUGCACGUGAAGCCUACAUUCAGGAUAUGAAGACGUUGUUGGAUGAGUUCGCUACAGGAAUCGAGCUGGCUCGAAUCGAACUGGACACGAAGGAUAAGAAGAUUUUUGAGCUGGAGAACGAGAACAAAGACAUCAAGCUGGAAAACAUGACAUUCAGGUUCAAAUGCGAACAGUUUGAAAAAUAUCAGGUGGAAGGACGAGCACCUCUACCAUCACCGGAAAUCCCAUCGAAGAUUGAUGAAGAACAGCAGUUGGUGUCCAGUAUGCUGAUUGAGAAUAUCAUAAAUCAGCUGGAGAAGGUCGAGGAAGACAAGGUGCACAAUAUCAACCAUAUCGAACUGAUUCAAGAGGUGAUUGAGUGUGAUACUGAGAAGGAUGACGCCAGAGUCGGCGAACUGAAUGAGAAGCUCAAGGAAACUGAAGAAAAGCUUCGCAUUGUUGAACAAUUCGCGAAGGAAACAUCAGACAAGUACACUGAACUGUUGGAAAAUCAGAAUAACCGACAGAAGAUGAAGGCCAUAGAAAGCAAUAAGGAUCACCAGCAACUGAAGGCGAAAAUUGCAAAACUUCAAGAGGUCAACAAAAAGCAGGAAAACACCAUCCAGGGACUGCAGCAACAGUUGUCGUGCUUUGAUUCUCCUCAGAAGAUGAACCUAUCCGGGAAGCUGUUUGGCCUCGGUAGUCCCAAAACGCCCAAGAAGCUGAUUGCUUCGCCGUUUCCCGGAAAGGAAAACCGCUCUCCCGUGGUUACACCUGGUACAGUGUAUAGUCCGCGGAGUAACGUACUGCGCCCGAGGAAUAACUAAAGCCCUCGAAUGGGCGGCACAGUGGUGGCGCAGACGACUGCACGAUCAGUUAUGAUUGCAGAACCAAAAACUUAGUUUUACGACGUAACUAUUGUAUUUAUUGCCAAUGUCAGAAUGGAUCAAUAUUCCUAAUUGAGUAAGGUUACAGAGUCAGGUGAUACGCGCGAAAUAUAUGAACGAACGGUUUAUAAAUUAUAAAAAAAAUGAAUGAGCUCAAAAUUUAUAAAAAAAGGAAAUACUUAAUGAAAAUCUAUGGAGUCAAAUAAAGCAACACUCUCGAAAAUAACCUAAUGCAAAUAAACUGAA